UUGUUUACCAUGUGAACCCUGCUUAUCCUUGUGCAUGACAAUUGUGGCAAAUCGCUGCUGCCUUGCAUGCUUGCAACUAUUGGGAACUGGUUUGACUAACAAUAAACCAGUGGUCUCAUGGUACGAUGCUGCUAUUAAAUUGGCUUGAGUGGGUAAACUGAGUUGAGUUGAAUGGGUUCAAAAAUGCAGAAAACCCGAGACCUUCGACUUAGUCUUGGAGUGCAAUUUUUUUUGGGAAGGCUGAUGCUGAUGAAGAUAGUUUGCAGGCAGAAGUUUCUUCCUUUAUUUUCCCAGACAACCUUCAUUGCUAGGGGGCAGCCUGGGCAAAGGAACCAUCGCUUCUUGGCUGUGUUACUAGCGGCGUCCAUGACUGGAUUAAACAAAUGUUCAAAAAAUCAAGGCAGCUUCAGAUGAAUUAAUCUUAGUUUCGAAGCAAUUAUUAUUCCACCAGUCUGGAACUGGAUGUCUACGCAAAUAAGAGAUCACAAGAAAGAAAGAGAGAGAAUGGAGGAAGCAAUGGCACCGAGGUAUUGGUGUCACAUGUGCUCUCAAAGGGUGAACCCAAUAAUAGAAGUUGAGAUAAAAUGUCCAUUUUGUCAAAGUGGAUUUGUAGAAGAAAUGAGUAGCAGUACAAGGGAAAAUCAGGAGCCUGAUUCCGAUUUUAGUUCUGAUCGUGCACUCUCCCUUUGGGCUCCAGUCUUGCUUGGAAUGAUGGGAAAUCCUCGUGUACGUAGAAGAGUUAGAAGAAUGGAGCCCGAAGAAGAUGGUAAUGAUAGUGAUGGCGGUGAGGCACACCAUGGAGGAGAAAGUGAGUUAUAUGGUGAGCUUGAGUCAAUCAUGAGGAGAAGGAGAAGAAGUUCAGGUACAAUAUCACAAUUGCUUCAAGGUAUUCGAGCUAGAACGGUAUCUGAAUCAGAUAACUCUGAAGGAGAUAGGAGUAGAGAUGGGGAUAGAGAUAGAAUUAGAGCUAGAGAUAGGGAAAGAGAACGAGUCAUUUUGAUCAAUCCAUUGAAUCGUACUAUCAUUGUUCAGGGUUCAUAUGAUUCAAGCAAUGGUCAAAAUCAGAAUCACACUCUCAUUGGGUCAUUAGGUGAUUAUUUCGUAGGACCUGGUUUGGAUUUGUUGUUGCAGCAUUUGGCAGAGAAUGAUCCAAAUAGGUAUGGUACUCCACCAGCACAAAAGGAGGCAAUUGAGGCAUUGCCUACUGUAACAGUGAAAGAAACUUUGCAGUGUUCAGUUUGUUUGGAUGAUUUCGAGAUUGGCACCGAGGCAAAGGAAAUGCCUUGUAAGCAUAAGUUUCACAACUCAUGUAUAUUACCAUGGCUGGAACUUCAUAGUUCUUGCCCAGUUUGCAGGUUUCAGUUGCCUGCUGAUGAGUCCAAGUCUGAUUCUGAGAGGUCUCGGAUCAGCAUUAAUCGGAGGGAGAUCAACAAUACCGACAAUAACAAUAGCAGUAGUACUACUGAUAGUAGUAGAAAUAAUAAUCACCAUCAUCAUCAAGGAAAUAGCAAUGCAGUGAGAGAAGGGGAGGGAAGAAAUGGAAAUGGGAGAAGGUUUUCAUUUCCAUGGCCUUUCAAUAGUUUGUUCUCCUCUUCCUCGGGGUCUCAAUCUGCUGGAAGCAAUUCAAGCUCAGCUUCAUUGUCAAAUGCUUCUGGAAAUGCUUCUCAAAUAGAUGAGAAUUGAAUUAUAAUUUUUCUUUGGUUGGCACUGGCCAUACUAGCUGCUCGUUGUGUUAGUUGCUUGGAUUUGUAUUGCCUUGUUUAUGUGCAUAGCAUGUUAUUAUUUAAAGCCUGAAUCUUUGAACAGAAGGGUUGUAUUCUGAGCUGCAACCCUCGUCAUUUAUUUAAUUUGCAAGAAGAAAUCAGUUCCUGCUCUA
Molecule: messenger RNA, 1876 nt
Organism: Manihot esculenta (cassava)
Lineage: Eukaryota; Viridiplantae; Streptophyta; Magnoliopsida; Malpighiales; Euphorbiaceae
Product: E3 ubiquitin-protein ligase SIRP1
Exons: 3
Coding region: 463-1683 (406 amino acids)
Biological process (GO): protein ubiquitination
Cellular component (GO): cytoplasm
Molecular function (GO): ubiquitin protein ligase activity
Source: RefSeq, a predicted model, not a curated record